AAGUUUCCUUUGAAAAGACAUGGCCAAGAGCAAUGGUGGAAAUGACUGGCAAUAUCUCUCACAUUCGGUAAGUCCAUGAUCACAAUACACCUUUAGACCUACUUGGAGGAAAUCAAGCAGAAUUCAAACGACCUACCCUUGCCCCAUGCAAAUCAGUGUACAGUGACUCACACAGCGACAGGUGCGUCAGUCGGACAGGUACCCGGAAGAAGAGAGAAAAAAAAACAGGAGCUUGUUCGAGUUACAGUGUGUUAACCCUUACAGAGACUAAUUCUAGCCCAGCUACAGCCAUGGACCAGAGGAACCUACAGGAAGAGUUUAAGGAUCAGUUUACAGACGUGGUGUCCAGACUGCAGUCUAAACAGCUGUUCCAGUCUGACUGGGACAUCGCCUCCUUCGCUGUCUUCUUCAUCUUCAUCGGCAUGGUUCUGCUGCUUGUUGUCCUGGUUCUGAUCCGCUGCUGCUGCUGCUGCUGUGAUGAACAGCCUAGAAGACACAAAGUGGGUCAUGAAAACUUUGGAAUGGAGACCUGAAAGAAACUUGGAACAGAAUGGAAGAUUCCACAAUGACGACACUUAGAAAAUUGAUUAGUCCUUUCUAUAAUUAAUCUUAUUCAUAUUUUUAGAUGCACUUUAUAUUUCACCUUUAUCUGUGUGCCAAACCAAGAGUUGUAUAACUUGUUUUCAUUCUGGUUCUAUUUACUCUGACUGGUGGAAAAUGUUGCACUCCCUGUGGUAACCCGUUUUAGCUGCCGUCUAAUGGUGGAAAGUCAUUGGAGGUCAUAUGAAUCAGUUUACUUGUUCCCUGCACGGCUAGCGGUUGUUGCUAGGACGCCAGAAAGGAGAGCUAGGUGAAAACAGUCACUGAGUGUCACAACCAGAAGAUGAAAGGGCUUUCACUAACAACUAGGCACCACCCUUUAUGUAGUGGAAUCAACACCAGUUCACAAAGUCAAACUUUUCUACUUCGUUUGUGUACUUUAAACAUAACUUCUUAAGUGUAUGUAAUGAGGAAUGAUAGAUAUUGUAGUAGUAUUGAUUCAAUGACUUUAAUGUAGUUAAUUAUAUUAACAAUAUAAUUGAAUGUUGAAACAUGUACAUUGUAUGAUUCAAUAAUAUUUUGUAUUGAAUCUGUCCUGAUUGACUGAGCGAACACUCCUGUAUAACAUCUCUUUACUGCACAGAUAAUAGAUCAUAUGGUCCACAACAUAUACAUGUAUACAUGUCAAAAUAAAUGAAAACACUUGCAGUAAUAAUAA
Salmo salar (Atlantic salmon) is the source of this 1258-nucleotide messenger RNA. The record is from RefSeq and is a predicted model, not a curated record. Lineage: Eukaryota; Metazoa; Chordata; Actinopteri; Salmoniformes; Salmonidae.